Lasiodiplodia theobromae is the source of this 1377-nucleotide messenger RNA. Its product is annotated as Zinc finger protein. The transcript is spliced from 7 exons. Bases 1 to 1377 code for a protein of 458 amino acids. The record is from RefSeq and is a predicted model, not a curated record. NCBI's taxonomy places the organism in Eukaryota, Fungi, Ascomycota, Dothideomycetes, Botryosphaeriales, Botryosphaeriaceae.
AUGGCCGUGCCAUCUGCUCAAGCCCGUUCGACCAUCAAGGCGGCGUUCGAAAGGUUCAAACGAAGCGUCACUGCCGACGAUGCUCGCAGAUUUCAAGACACCAAUCUCAACGAUGUCUGGGAUACCGCCGCUGAGAUCGAAGACAAGCUUGCCAAUUCAAAGAGCUUGCGCAACAUGCGCCGCAUCGAGCCCUUCUUAAGAGGCCUCGAGCACUAUGCCAGCGUCGUUGAAGUCCUCUGCAACGGCACGGAUUACUUAUCUUGGAUAUGGGCUCCAAUCAAGCUCAUGCUUCAGAAGGACCCCGACUUUCAACAAGUCCUGGCACUGUUCUAUGCGGAUAUCUUGGAAUUUCACCGUCGAGCCUACAAAUUCUUUCGUGCAAAGGCCUGGACUCGAUUCUUCCACACGUCAUGGGGGCGCUUCGACGGCCGGUUCAAGGCAAUCCUGGAAAAUAUUGCCCGAGACAGCGAGCUGAUUGAUAAGAACGCCAAAGCCAUCGAUAUACUGCAUGCCAAAGAGUUUCGUGAUAAGCAAAACGAGUACAUAACUCAGCGAGAGAAACAGGAAGAAGCGGCCGAGUUGGCGUCGGCCAUUACGUGGUUACAAAUCAACCAGGUACACGACCAGGAAGAAGAAGUCGACCGCCUAAAUAGUCGCUGCCAUCCGAGAAGUUGCGACUGGAUUUUUCAGCUCGAAAGAGUGAGAAAGUGGAUGACAGAUGAUGAGACUCAACCGAUAAUAUGGCUGCAUGGCAAGCCCGGCGCUGGCAAAAGUGUCAUAUGCUCGAGCGUGAUCAGAUCUCUGCAGAAGCGAGAUUCUCUGGUGCUUUAUUUCUUCUGCACCUACCGUUCUCUUGAGUCCAGCAACACUGUUCACGUCCUGAGGUCUCUGGCAGCUCAAAUACUUCGGAGGAUACCCGAGUGUGCCGCCGAUGUAUAUUACAACUACAUCGCCCCGUUGACCAGAAUCGUGUUGGAUGGGUUGGACGAAUGUGCUAUCGAAGACCAAACGAAGACCCUCAAAGCGAUUCUCCCCAUGAUUCAAGACGAGUCUCUCAACUGUAGGGUGUUGAUAUCCAGCCGUGAGGUCCCAGGAAUUUCGCGGGCUCUUUCUCAGAAAGCAAAGAUUUCCUUAUCCGAAGAGAACAAGUCUAUCAACAUGGCCAUCGAAUACUUCAUCAAGGAUAAACUCGCAGACCUUCAACAACUUCAACAACAGAAUGAAUUGGUUGAAUCACUCAAAAAGACGAUGAAUGAGAAAGCUCAAGGCAUGUUUCUCUGGGUCAACCUUGUUCUCAACAGCAUGGAAGAGACAUACAGCCUCCAAGACUUGCAAUCCGCGAUUGAUACUCUCCCUAAAGGCUUGACAGACUUGUAA